This is a messenger RNA of Thalassophryne amazonica, 5686 nucleotides long. It is a transcript of the gene pcf11, whose product is annotated as PCF11 cleavage and polyadenylation factor subunit. The transcript is spliced from 17 exons. NCBI's taxonomy places the organism in Eukaryota, Metazoa, Chordata, Actinopteri, Batrachoidiformes, Batrachoididae. The record is from RefSeq and is a predicted model, not a curated record. Gene Ontology annotation, cellular component: cytoplasm; mRNA cleavage factor complex. Bases 429 to 5225 code for a protein of 1598 amino acids. Gene Ontology annotation, molecular function: ubiquitin binding; mRNA binding; phosphatidylinositol binding. Gene Ontology annotation, biological process: termination of RNA polymerase II transcription.
UAAGUGGCUUGAAAGCAGUUAUUUUUAAAAUGUGAUCAAUGUACCAUUUUGAAGGAACGUGGCUGAACAGAAGCAGAAACAUGCUCCUUUAAAACUCAAAAAGUCUCGCCUUAAAGAGAUUUCUAUGAUCCUUUCUAUACUUUAGUGGUGCAUCGUGAAUUAAACACAAUCCCCCAAUUUGAGAACAGACAUGAGCUAAUCUGCGCUCGGAGGAGUUCGGGCCGCGCUCGGAAACCUUCGACUAUCACGUGACAUUGGAUAUGACGCAACGUUGUGGCGAGGCGUCCUUCAGUUGUGUCGCCAUCUUAUCGUCGUUCGACGGACGUUGUUGGAAUUAAUCCGCAGACUUUGUGGUUUCGGCGACAACUUCGGGACGCUCACUAAAUGUUCUGACGGACUAUUUGUUUGGAAGCCCGCCGGAGUGAGUGAUGGAGAGCGGCGCGGCGCGUGCCGACGCGUGCCGAGAGUACCAGUCUUCACUGGAGGACCUGACGUUCAACAGCAAGCCGCACAUCAACAUGUUGACCAUCCUGGCCGAGGAGAACCUCCACUUCGCCAAGGAUAUCGUGGCGAUUAUUGAAGCGCAGAUCAGCAAGGCGCCACCUGCGGAGAAGCUUCCAGUUUUGUACUUAGUGGAUUCCAUAGUGAAGAAUGUUGGAGGAGAGUACCUUGAAGUGUUUGCUAAAAACCUAAUCACCUCAUUUAUUUGUGUCUUUGAAAAGGUGGACGAAAACACGAGGAAGAGUCUGUUCAAGUUGCGCUCGACAUGGGACGAUGUGUUUCCUUUGAAGAAACUGUACGCCCUGGACAUACGUGUCCAGUCUCUGGACCCGGCAUGGCCCGUCAGGCCGCUGCCACCUCCCGUCAACGCCAUUCACGUCAAUCCCAAGUUUUUAAAGCAGUCUGAGGAGGUGAAUGUCCAGCAGCCAGCUGUCACUCAGCCAGCCACGCCUCCUGUCCCGGCCCUGCCUGCCAUGGGCCAGGCUGGUCUGACCCAGGAGCAGCUGAUCCGCCAGCAGUUGCUGGCCAAACAGAAGCAGCUUCUGGAGCUUCAGCAAAAGAAGAUCGAGCUGGAGCUGGAACAGACCAAAGCCCAGCUGGUAGGAGGUGGAUUUGUGUUGUCGUCAUCAACUCUGACUCCAGUCUCCACUACAUCUGGAUCAACCUCGACGCGGAAACCGGUGACUCAAACACCACCUGCGGUCAGACCCCGGAUCCCUCCUCAGACUGACAUCAGACCCCGGAUCCUGCCUCAGACUGACAUUAGGACAUCCGUUAGAGACCCUCGUCUCAACCGCUCGGCCACUCCAGCUCCUCCACAGCCCAAAGAACAACCUGCUGUUAGAAAAGACUGUCUCAGUGCAGUGAGUCCAAUUCGGAUGCCUGAGAAACGGGUGCCCGACAAGUUCACAAGGCCAGAUAAGGCCAGGACUCAGAAAAAAAUGUUGGAGGAGAAACCAAAGGCAAAGUCACUGUCACCAAUGAUGAAAAACAAGCAGACUAAGGGUGCACAUUUGGAAGCUGAGAAGCAAAAGUCAGAAGAUCCCACAAAGAAGGAUCCAAGGUUACGGAAACGCCAGCACCACAAGAUUGGAGAUGCCAAGACUGACGAGCCCAAGGAGCAGAAAAGAUGCAUUGACAAAAGUGACAAAGAGGAUGCUGUGCAAGGGGCGGAGCUUCAGCGGACCAACAAAGGGAAGCCAGUCAAUGGUUUGGUGCCUAAAUACAACCGGGAAGAGUCCAUUGACAGGAUUGAGUACAAAAGUGGCGGCAAUGCCCGGACCCACGUGAGGAGACGCACCCGAUCUCGAUCCAGGUCUCGCUCUCCCACCUCUUCUCCAAAGAGGAAGGACAGGAGGUCUCCCAAGAACAGAGCCGGGGGCAGCUCUGCGUCUCCGUCUCCUUUCCACAAGUCCAGUAAGGCCAAAAGGGCCCGCACUGAGGAACCACAACAUGGACCACCUCUCCGUGAGGACCGAUCAAAGAAGAAUCAAUCAGAGAACAGGAGGGCAAAAAGGCAGCCUGAGGACCGGCACUCGGACUCCAGAGACUCUCAUUCACCACGGAGCUAUGACGGCAUCAAGGAAACGAAGGAGCCGGCGCAUCGCUGGAGGAGUGGCUGGGAGGAAAACAAACAUCUGAAGCUGUCUGACGACUUCCACAUGAAGCCCGGACCACUGAGGCACAAACAGUACAACACACAAACACGUCCCACCACCCCCCGCAUGCCCAAGCACCGCCUCAGCGUGGAUGCCAACCUGCAGAUUCCAGAAGUCCUCAACUCUGCCUCCAAGAGGGAUCUGCUCCGGAGGGCCAGUAAGCGUCUGGAGAGCGGCGAGAUCUCUCAGGAGGACUUCCUCAACAUGGCGCACCAGCUCAAGCAUUUUUUCCAGUACCAGGAGGAGAAACAGCAUCAGGCCGAGAGCUGGGAUGGUCCCGGCAGUCAGCAUUUUCUCAACAAGAAACAGCCACUGCUGGCCACACCCCCUUCCGCUCAGCCACACCCCCUCGAAGGAAUGAACGAGGCGGAGCUCUCAUACUAUGAGCACAAGUCCAAGCUGAGGAAAACUCAGGUCAACCGCCGGCCAGCUGCUGAGGACUGGGAAGGUGAGGAAAAGCCAGAGGAUGGCGAGUCGGAGAAGGGUGAAAAGUCCAGAGGUCGUGGCGCUGCAUACGCUCAAUCAGAAACAUUCAGCCGGACACCCAGAGAACGGCAAGGGGAGACACGAAGUACAGAGAGCGAGGACCCUCUGCUGGGCCACACCCCCAUGGUCGAGGAAUACAACCAUGGCAAAGAGUUCCCCCCGCUGAAGUCAUUGCAGGGCCUCCACUUCAGGAGGAGAGCUGACCCCCGGGAGUCCAGUGACCGGGAGUGGAAUUCUCCUCUGACAGAGCGGCAGCAUUACAAUGCCGCUGAGGAGCAGAAGAGCGGCUACGACGCUCCGCGGCGGUAUGGCCAGCCUGCCGAUUCCAAACACCCCAACCCCCGACGUCAGGAGGGACCCUCACUGCCAGCUGCCACAGUCCAUAGGAGUUGUUCAAGUCCAGUCAGUCUGGACGCACCACCUCGUCACUCCCCAGUCCCCAGGUUUGAACGGGAACGUCUCUCACCGCUUCACCAAAAAGACUCUGCAGACAUGAGCCCCGUCCCACGGUUUGAGAGCCCAAACAGUGAACACUCGGACGAUGGGCCCCUGAACCUUGAAGCCCCCCCAACUCAUUCUCUGCCCCCCAAAUCCAUUCUCAAACAAGCCAGUGUAGGACCUCAGUCUUCUGUCAGACAACAUGAGAACUCCCCUGGACAAACGCCGCCUCAUGAAGGAGGUCAUCCUGCCUCCCGAUACGAUGGACCUGGUCAUAUGGGUACGUCCAGGACGCACCCCCCAGGGUGGUAUGAAGGUGGUGGCCUUGGUCCCUAUGAGGACGCCUCCUGUUACGAUAAACCUCACCAGCAGGGCCCAGGACCUGGGCUGUUUGAUGGCGGUGUACCAUCAUUGCCCAGUAUGCCAGACCGGUUUAAGGGGCUGCACGCAGCUCACGGACCCAUAAGAGGUGGAGAUGGCAUAGUGCGGUUUGAGGGUCCACCUCUUCCUCAGAACUCUGGCAGGUUUGAAGGUCCCAUUGUCCAGCAGCCACCUGUGAUGUUUGAUGGACAGGGACCCAGACCAGGCCAGUUUGAUGGCCCCAUGGUACGUUUUGAUGGACCAGUGCUCUUUGAAAACAACUUGGCACCUGCUCUUGGUGCUGGAUUAAUGGGCUUCCAGCAGCAACAGCGUCCUUUGCAUUUUGACGGCCCACCAAACCAGAUUGCCCCAAUGCGCUUUGAUGGCUCUGGUCCAAUACGAUACGAAGGCCCUGUACAGUCAGGUCCAAGGUACGAUGCACCUAACGUGCCCCUUCAGGGUGGGCCUCCUCGUUAUGACUGCCCCCCCAGUCAGCAGGUUCCCCCAAGGUUCGCUCCUCAACCCAGCAUGCAGCCGCCAAUAAGACAGAUGGCCCCGCCCAUCUAUGACACCCCCAUUCCCCCCCAACAGAACUUCCCUAUGGCCCCCCAACGUUUCACAGAGCCCCUGAACCCCGGGUUCUCUGCGGGGCAGAUGCCGUUCCCAGCGCAGCCGAAUGUGCAGCCGGGUGGAAACUUCAGCUUGCAGCCGGCACCACCAUUCACGCAGCCGGCACAGUUCUACAAUCCGGCAGUCAGCAUGCAGCAGCCGGUCACCAUGAUGACGACCCUCAGUGGACCCUUCCUGCCUCCGAACCCAGGGCCUUUCCCGCAGCAGAUGCCGCCGGUCGUUCCUCCAGAACACCACUUUGGUCAGCUUGAUGUAAACGACCUCUUCUCCAAACUCAUCUCCACGGGCAUCAUCAAACCGACCCAGCCAGACGCCACGCAGCCCGCCGACAGCGAGUCUCCGGUGGCGGCGGCUCCAGCAGCGCCGGCCAUGGAAGAGGAGGAAGAGGAGGAGCAGGAAGUGGAGGAGGAGGAUGACGUCCCAGACCUGACCAGCUUCAUCACCGAGGAGAUGAAAACACGUUACGAGAGCGUCAUCACCAAGCUGUACUCUGGGAACCAGUGCUGCCUGUGCAGCAUGCGCUUCACCGCCGCGCAGACCGACCUGUAUGCCGACCACCUGGACUGGCACUUCAGGCAGAACCACGCUGGCAAAGUCACCAGCAAGAAGAUCACGCACCGCCGCUGGUACUACUGCUUAGCGGACUGGAUCGAGUUUGAGGAGAUCGCUGACCUGGAGGAACGAGCCAAGAGUCAGUUCUUCGAGAAAGAGAACGAGGAGGAGGUCCAGAAGAACCAGGCAGCCGCCAAAGAGAAGCAGUUCCAGAGUGUCCAGGCCACCAAGGAUUGUGUGGGGGAGUCAUGUGAAAUCUGUCAGGAGGCGUUUGAGACGUACUGGGUGGAGGAGGAAGAGGAUUGGUUCCUGAAGAACGCCAUCAGGGUUGAUGACAAGCUUUUCCAUCCGGCUUGUUUUGAAGAUUAUCAAAACACGUCGUCAUACCUUGAUGUCACACCGUCGCCCAACAAGCUGCUGACAGAUCACCCGCUGAGUGACUUCAUAAAGAGUGAAGAUGAGGAGGAGGAGGAGGUGGCGCCCUGUGUGGAAGUCAAACAGGAAGCUCCGCCUGAGGGCGGGAACACUUGUGCUGUGAAAAAAGAGGAGGAGCCAGACAUUUGUAAAGAAGAUGGUGUCACAGCGCCACCUGCAGUCUAAAUUAAACCAUAGAAGCUGCCAUCGCUGCGCACUUCCUGUUUUGGAAGGUUUUUUGUUGUUGUUUAGUGGGCGGGACGGGGUCUUCGCCGUGGUUACGUGAAUACAUUUUUGUAUUUGGAUUGUGCCUGAAGAUUCCAGGCGUCUGUGAACGUGCACUGAAUGUUUGAAGAAAAGCUGUACAGGAUUUAAUUUAUAAAUUAAAGUAUUUUUGGUAUCUCUGGUCUAACGAUGAUUCAAUUGAUCGAUGGUUGUUUCAGGUGUUUGGUUUUCAUUCUGACAGGUAAGCGUCACCUGAUUGGACGGCUGAAGACGGGAUUUUCUUCAUCUUUUCCACAGAUUAAAAAAGUAAUUUUGCUUUGUUGAAUAAAAAUGAGUCUGAAACUUGGUUUGUGUUUGAUUCUCUGCGCUUUGCUUCAUUGGUGUUUAGGUUUAUGGAAAAAUAAAGUUUGACUGGAUUUAAA